UUUUUGUUGUUAGCGGAGUUGCUAAUCUCAGCGGUGUGAAGAUGAGGAUGAUACCGGUGUUGGUGUUCUGUAUGUCGGUGUGUUGGUGCUGCAGUGCUUCGGUGUUUGAUGGAGUUUUGAGCAGCUCUGAUUCCUGUGUUCAGUCCUGCAGUCAGACAUUCAGUUUACACACAGAACCAAGUGAGGACGAGCUGUACGCCUGUAAGCGGGGGUGUCGACUCUUCUCUAUCUGCCAGUUUGUGGUUGAAACUGAAAAUCUGAAUCAAACCCAAUCUGAGUGUGAAUCUGCAUGUGCUGAAGCGUAUAAUGGUGAAGAGGAACAGUAUGCUUGCUCACUUGGGUGCCAGAAUCAGCUUCCAUUUGCUCAGCAACAGCAGGAACAGUUGUUAGCAAUGAUGCCCCGGAUUCACCUGCUGUACCCGCUCACCCUGGUGAGAGAAAUGUGGGUGGAUAUGAUGAAUCAGGCUCAGGAAGUGUUCUCCUCAUCCUUGACAGUUUACCUGCAGGCUGAUGAUGGAAAGAUGGUUGUGUUUCAGUCAGAGCCACAGGUCCAUCUGAUCACUCUGAGAGAUGAGCUGAAGGACGAAUCACUUUUGGCUGAGGGGCGCAGUGAGCCAGUGUAUAGAGAGUACAGUAGCAGUUUGGUACAGGAGCGACUCGGAGUUGUGGCCCACGAUCAGAGCAACUUUGAGAACCAAAACGAUUUGUUUUCCUGUUUGUCCAGGAGCCCUUGGCUGCCCGGCUGGAUCUUAACCACCACACUGAUUUUCUCUGUUCUGGUUUUUGUCUGGAUCUGCUGUGCUACUGUGGCAACCGCUGCCCACCAGUACCAUCCUGUUCAGAAGCUGAGUUUUAAUGGAGACCUGGAGUUCAUGAAGGAGCAGAAAUUGAUUCCUUACUCACAGUCCUCUUUGCUGGUGGUCACUUCCUUAGGUACAGAUGAUGAGGCAGGACCGCUUCCAUCCAAGAUUAAAUUGAACGAAAUGUAAAUAUUUCUGUUCACAAAAAGGAGAGGUCAGAUUUGGUAGAUGGUGUAAAGUUAAUCUAAAAGAAGAUAUAUUUCUUGAAAUUCCUUUUCUGUCAGCUCAUCACAGGUGGACAUGUCUACAUAAUUCAUAAUUCUGGGAUUUGAUAUUAAAAUCUAAUAUGAUUUUUAUGUAUAUGAUUAUGACAAUGAGUUUCUAUAAAAAUUUUGUUGUACUUUGUGUUGCUAAAGUAUUUUGGUAUUUGAUAUUCUACUUUCGUCAUUUUUGGAGGAAAUAGCGCUUGUAUUGCUGGUGCAGUUAAUGUUUUGAUUAAUACAGAAGUUUACUUAAAUAUUUAGAGUGUUACACGGUUUUGAUUAAUCAGGUUGAAUUGUGUUGCUUAUUUCUAACCAAAAACCACUUACUAAUGAGAUGGUGAAGAGAACACAUCAGCAUGACUAUGAGAUUGUAUUUAAAAAAUGUAUCACAGUGUAUUUGAACUAGGGUGUUUGUGAGCAUUUAAACAUUUUAAGAAAACUGCUGCUAGGCAACCGUGUGCUUAAAAUACACUUUACUCUCUGGUUCUGUAACGUUGGCACUGACUAAGAUUUAACUUGUCAGCUCUUGGUUAGUCCCUGUGAGAACCAAAUGUAAAACUGUCAAGAACGUUUUUCCCUUCUGAUGUGUAAUUUAUUUACAAACAGCUAAGCAUGAGGGGCAGCUCUGUAGUGCAGAGUAAUUUGGGAUUUGGACUUAAUUAGUCUUUAGUCUCUGACUGUGAGAGGUUUAGCAUGUUUGCAAAGUGUAUGUGGGUUUCCUUCUAAAAAAUAUAAAAGUGGUACUUUACAUUAUUUUAAGGUGUAAUGGAUUGCCCCCCUGUACAGGGUCUAUUCCUGAUUUAUGUCCAGUGUUUCUGGAUAUAGAUGGAAAAAGCUUUUAUUAAUGUACUGAAUUUUAAUUAGUGACUCCCUAUUGAUGUCAAAAGGUCAAACAUGUGUGACCUUUUAUUAAAUUAAUGCUACAAUUUUUUUUUAUUUUGAAAUACUAGAUAAGUAAAGCAUUUCGUAUCCUUACUGAACACAAAAUAAAUGCAGCAUAAACAAAUGUAGAGGAAUUAGGGCAUGUGGCUUUCAGAAUGAAGCUGAAUUCCAUUGUGGGUAACAUUGAGGAAAGGGUUAAAGCAGUUAAAAAAAAAAAAAAAUGUAAAAUGAAGGUUAGAUGUAAUUAAAUAUUAAAACAAUGACUUAUUAUUUAUGAAAUAUGUUGUUUAGGGGUAUGUGAGCUCAAACGGCAGGUUUCUAGGCUGACCGUUUUUACACAACUGUGAUAUCAGGGUAACAGACAUUUUGGUAGAAAAUCACUUACUUGUCUUUGAGUGUUAUUUUUCAAUACACUAAAAUAUCACAUUAUAAAAUAAAGAAUUUCAAUUUGUAAAUGACAAAUUUCUGUUUAUAAAGGUUAUCUGAAGUGGUUCUUUAUUUUUUAACCCUACAUUAAUAAACAGAAUAACCCCACCUGUGCUGUGUAUAUAUGUAUAUAUGUGUAUAUAUAUAUAUAUAUAUAUAUAUAUAUAUUAUAAUUUUUGUCAGUUAAAAAUUCAAGAAAAUGACUAAGUCACAGAUUAAUGUUUUGCAUUUCACGAAUAUGGUUUGUAGUAUCUAAUGUGGUAGUAUACAGUAUGUGUGGGUAUAUGUUUCUAGUCAAACAUAACAACAAGAUUUGAAAGAUCCUCCGGGUGCUCCGGUUUCCUCCCACAGUCCAAAGACAUGCAAGUGAGGUGAAUUGAAGAAGCUAAAUUGUCCAUGACUGUGUUUGAUAACCUUGUGAAUCGAAUAAACUUGUGUGAUGAGUAACUACCGUUCCUGUCAUGAAUGUAACCAAUGUGUAAAAACAUGAUGUUAAAAUCCUAAUAAACAAACAAACAAUAAAACCUAAAAGCAUGAGAGUAAAGUGUAAACUGUUUUGAAGAAUAAAAUUAGCAUGAACAAUU
Trichomycterus rosablanca is the source of this 2955-nucleotide messenger RNA. RefSeq names its product transmembrane protein 59 (gene tmem59). Gene Ontology annotation, biological process: positive regulation of autophagy. Lineage: Eukaryota; Metazoa; Chordata; Actinopteri; Siluriformes; Trichomycteridae. Bases 42 to 989 code for a protein of 315 amino acids. The record is from RefSeq and is a predicted model, not a curated record. Gene Ontology annotation, cellular component: late endosome; lysosome. The transcript is spliced from 8 exons.